GUGCCCAGAGGGAAAAAUCAGAGAGGAUGCUUCAACAGCUGCUUCUCAUCUCCCUGCUGGGUUUUACAACAGCAGGACUGCUCUGCCCUCAGAUGUUUCCCUCUCAGCAGCCUCCUUCUACAGCGGACAAAGUUAAACCAUCAGAUGUUGCUGCUCUUUCUUACAUUGGACUUCAUGAACACUGCCCAGAACUGUCCACUGUUUUAUCAAAAUUCAGAGAGCUCCUGUCCGUCUUCAGUCCUGGACUCCUCAGCCCCCUCCCAGACAGAAACAUUAAUGUUCCUCAUUUUCAUGGCCCACUGAUGGAGCAAGCAAACCAAGUGUCUCUUUACCUAAAAAAUCAGGAUGUUGAUGUGACUGGAUGGAAGUUGGUGCUUGUCUUUGUUCAGAUGGAUCAGUUCUGUCCCUGUGAGCAGCAGCAGCAGGUCCUGCUUCUCAUUAGAGGCGUGGUCAAAGAGGUUGAUGAUGCUUUGAAGGUGUUGCACUCUCAGCUGAAACACACCGUUGUCAGUGUUGCAUUGUGGGAUGGAGAACAGGAUGCGUUUCCUAGAAAGACGUGUCCAUGUGUCAGCACAAGCAGUGAGGGAGAACUCCGGCUUCAGAGGGCCACAUUUACUCAACUUUUGCAGGAGUCUUUGGGUGAUCUGAUGGUCCAGAAACAUUGGUACAACGACAGAGAUGAUUUCACUGUCACGCUGCAGGACGCUCCAUUUAUCAGAGACCCCUCAUUUGUUGUUACUGGAAAGCCUUUGUCUGAGUCCAGAAUAUCAGAGCACACAGAUGAAUUGAUGAUCCAGCUGUGGAUGAACCUGAUGCAGCCCCCGGUCAAACAACAGAAAACAGAGAAACAUAUUUUCACUCUGCUGUGCCCAGAUGAGGAUCGUCCGUUCCUGAGAACAGAGAGAAACUCUCCCCGGUCUCCCGGCGGCGAGGCCUCUCCUCUGGAUCAGGCGAUCACAGGCACAGAGAUGCCAUGUGAGGACCUCGGCCCGUCCGCCUCCACACCCACGUCAGUCCAUGAACUCAGACCUGGAGAUAUAAAGGUUGUGGCUGCUGUAGGGGAUUCUUUGACUGCAGGAAAUGGCAUUGCUUCCAGUCCGAACAACAUCCUGGACGUUUUGCAACAGUACAGAGGUUUAUCCUGGAGUGUUGGUGGAGAUAAAAACCUCACAAGUGUCACCACUCUGCCCAACAUUCUGAAACAUUUUAACCACAACCUGACGGGAUAUUCAGUGGGAACGGGCAAUCAGGACUCUCCUCAAGCUUUCCUCAACCAGGCCGUGGCAGGUGCAAAGAGCAGGGACGUACCCUCACAGGUGCAAACACUCGUAACAAGGAUGAAAAAUGACCCUAGAAUCAACUUCGAAUCAGACUGGAAGCUGAUCACAGUUUUUAUUGGUGGAAAUGAUGUGUGUGACCACUGCUCUAACUCUCUUCUUUACUCUGUACAAAAUUAUGCCCAAAAUGUCCGUAAAAGCCUGGAUUACCUUCAUAAGCAGGUCCCUCGGGCUCUGGUGAACGUUGUAGAGGUUCUUCACAUAACUCCGUUAAGAGAAAUGCACUCUGAUGAGUCAUUAAAAUGCCCAACUUGGCUGGUAAACAUCUUGUGUCCUUGUGUUGUUUUGCCAAAGUCCAACUCUGAUGCGCUUCAAGGUUUGGAGAACAUCAACAGGGGCUAUCAGGAUGUGCUGCAUGAGAUUGUAGAGUCGGGUCGGUACGAUACCCGGCCAGACUUCACCGUGGUGAUUCAACCUUUCUUCAGGGAGAUCGUUGUUCCCCGACUGCCGGAUGGCCGUCCUGAUCGCUCCUUCUUCAGUGCUGACUGUUUCCACCUCAGUCAGAAAGCUCAGACGCUGAUGGCUCGCUCCCUUUGGAACAACAUGCUGGAACCUCUGGGCCAAAAACACUUCAAACUGGAGUUUAAUGUAACAACCAAACUGAAAUGUCCAACAAAAGAUUCACCUUUUAUUCGGACCUAUAAUAACAGUAAUUACAUAUAUUCCGGUCCUUCUCCAACAACUGCACCUGUCACUAACUGGGGAAGUGACUUCUCCUGUAAGAACUUUGCUCCAUCUGACCCUCAGCCAAGUUCAGUUCAUAAGCUGAGACCAUCAGACAUUCAGGUGGUGGCUGCAUUGGGAGACUCUAUAACAGCAGGAACCGGGGCCAAAUCAAAGAACCUGCUUGAGCUUAAAAUAGACUAUAAAGGCGUAUCAUGGAGCAUUGGAGCUGAUAAAACUCUGGAGACUGUCACAACAUUGCCAAACAUCUUGAAGAAGUUUAACCCCUCGCUGAAGGGCUUCUCCCAGGGUCAGGGCCCAUUAAGAAAAGGCUUCAACAUGGCUGCUGCUGGAGCAAAAACCUCAGAACUUCCUGCUCAGGUCCGAAAUCUCAUCAAGACCAUGAAAGAAAAUAAGGAAGUGGAUUUUGAAAAGGACUGGAAACUUGUGACAAUAUUAAUUGGGGCAAAUGAUCUUUGCCAUUUCUGUUUAGACCAGAAUAAUUUAUCACCCAAGAACUAUAGUGAGAAUCUUAUGCUCAGCCUGGACAUGCUUUACAAAGAGGUACCAAGACUGUUGGUAAAUGUUGUGGAUAUUAUGCAGAUCGAUGUGCUGAAAACUGUUAGGAAGAACACACUGAGCUGUUCGCUGCUGCAGAGGACCAGUUGUCCGUGUGUUAUCAGCCCAGCAGAAAACUCUCCAGAGUUUGAAGAGAUCAAACAAAUAAAUCACAAGUAUCAGGCUGAGAUGGAGUUUCUGGUUUCUGGAGGUCGUUACGAUGGAAAAGAAGACUUUGCUGUUGUGCUGCAACCCUUUCUGCACAAUUCUUUCAUCCCUCGUGUUGGAGUGGGUGAAGUCGACACAAGUUUCUUUUCCAUCGACUGUUUCCACAUGAGUGAGCGAGCUCAUGCAGAGAUGGCCAUCGCCCUCUGGAACAACAUGUUGGAGCCUGUUGGCAGGAAACAGGCGUACAACAACUUCACAUAUGACCGCUCCAAGAUCCACUGUCCAUCUGAGGCCAGUCCCUUCAUCUUCACUAAGACCAACAGCCUGCCAGCUCCACCUGUAACCACCACAGCGCCAACAGACACCACCAGUGAUUUGCCCAGGUGUGCCUCCACCCUGCCUGUGUGGGUGCCAGUGGUUGUGGGAAUUGUGAGUUUUUUGGCUGGUGUUAUCGUCUCCUGGCUCAUUCUGUCCUGCGUACAACGGCGAAACAACAGAAAGGAGGCAGGCAGAGCAGAAAUGAAAAGAACUGGGUUUUAAACGUAGCAUUAUGGCUUGAUGGCUCACUAAAAUACUCCACAUUGGGAUUAUUAGGUUUUUUUUCUUGGUGUUUGACUUUUGGCUUCAUAAUCAGAUAAUUUGAAAUCGUCUGAUGAGCAUGAGGCUAUACACAACUCCAUACUGCUACUGUUGUUACCCUCACUUUUUAGUUUGGAAAUCUGCUUAGAAAUGCUUAUGCUGAUUAAUUUUGUGCACUGUACAGAGUAUGUGAGAUAUCUGUGUAAUUAAAAAAAUACAAUUGU
This is a messenger RNA of Austrofundulus limnaeus, 3529 nucleotides long. RefSeq names its product phospholipase B1, membrane-associated. Gene Ontology annotation, biological process: phospholipid metabolic process. The transcript is spliced from 42 exons. Gene Ontology annotation, molecular function: phosphatidylcholine lysophospholipase A1 activity; A2-type glycerophospholipase activity; retinyl-palmitate esterase activity. Gene Ontology annotation, cellular component: brush border membrane. The coding region runs from base 27 to 3266 and encodes 1079 amino acids. The record is from RefSeq and is a predicted model, not a curated record. Lineage: Eukaryota; Metazoa; Chordata; Actinopteri; Cyprinodontiformes; Rivulidae.